CAGUCUCCUCCCAUUUCCUUCAGGUAAGUCGUUGCCAACAACCAUAACCUAUCUGCCUAGGGACUGACUACCUUAUUAUAUAUUGCCUUGAGUGCUAACGCGCGACAAUAGUAGGAGACACUGGUAAGACAGCAAACACAAACGACCCGCCCAUAAACUUGGCCCCCCCUCUGAAAGAUGGGAACUCUACGCUACUUGAAAUUGCGCCAUCCUAUAUCAAAGCGAUCAUGAACGCCGAGGAUAAUUCCUUCCCACGACUGGAGUGUCCAGCUCUUGAUACCUAUCGCUAUGAAUAUCUUCGCACGAUUAAUACAAGCACAUCAGGCUCUCGAACGCUACCGACAUAUUUCUUUGCGCUGGACCUUCAUCAAUGUGCCAACCUGCUUCCUCGGCUUAUAGGCUCGAUUGUGGAAAGUAUGCGCUUUCUUGGGCCUGAGAAUUGUGCCCUGUCGAUUGUGGAAGGUCGCUCAGAUGAUGGCACAUUUGAGAUUCUGAAGGUACUGCGCGCAGAGAUCGAGGGAAUUGGCGCGACGUAUUUCUUCAAUUCAAGCGACCUGGAACCCGGGGCACCCAAUCAGGACCGAAUCUGGACCCUGGCCGAACUCCGCAAUCAAGCACUUGAGCCAUUAAUACGACGCCCGGACCGGUACUCUCCUGACACCACUAUAGUGUUCCUCAACGACGUAUCUAUCUGUACGCAAGAUAUUCUGGAGCUGGUACAUCAACGUUUUUAUCAGAAGGCAGACAUGACUUGUGCAAUGGACUGGGUCUAUGUUGGGCAGGAUCCGACAUUUUAUGAUGUAUGGAUCGCAAGAGGCAUGACUGGUGAUUCAUUCUUCAAUAUCCCCGAGGAUGGAAACUGGAAUUCGGCGUGGAAUCUCUUUUGGAACGACCCCAAAGCUCAGGAACUACUUUAUGCUCACAAGCCGUUCCAAGUCUUCUCAUGCUGGAAUGGAGCAACGGCGUUUACAGCUAGACCGAUACUAGAACAGAAGAUUAGAUUUCGUGGUCCCACCAAGAAUGAAUGCUAUCAGGGUGAACCGAAGUUGUUUUGUAAGGAUAUGUGGCAUUGGGGAUAUGGAAAAAUUGCCGUGGUACCUACCAUCAAUCUUGAGUAUUCAGAUGAUGCGGCGCGAAAGAUCAAGGCUUUGAGGGGCUACGUAUCAGAUUGGGUGAACAAAGACGGAGAUGAUGAUGACCCUUCAAUGCUUAUCGAGUGGCAAACUAGCCCCCCAGCUCUGGUCAAGUGUAUGCCCUCAUAUUCUGACCAAAGCUGGCGGGCCUGGGAUGAGGCUUUGUGAAAAUUAUGAAUAACAGACUUUGUCCGAGAUUUUGGGGUCUAAGGGAGCGAUAUAAAAUAUCUGGGAAUAUACCGAGU
Messenger RNA from Amorphotheca resinae ATCC 22711, 1378 nucleotides. Its product is annotated as glycosyltransferase family 69 protein. The record is from RefSeq and is a predicted model, not a curated record. Lineage: Eukaryota; Fungi; Ascomycota; Leotiomycetes; Helotiales; Amorphothecaceae. The transcript has a single exon. The coding region runs from base 228 to 1301 and encodes 357 amino acids.